AUCAGCAACACCUGAAUUUGCAGGUAGAAACGAGUUUGAGUUGGCUGAACGAACACGGAACAGAUCGAGGCAGUCAAUACUACUACUAGUCUUGACCCCGAACAAAUCCCCUGCCUAUCAUUUCUUACUGUUGAAGAUGAUGGCGGCAGAGAAGGCAAGCAUAGAUGGCCGCGCGGAACGGCGCACAUGCUCCUAUGAGAAUCUUUCAUCACGCUUUCUAACGCAGAGCAGGACGUUUUCCCAGCAGUAUUCGCAGAUCUACUCUGUGCGACUGAUGGAGUUGAAACCUAUGUUGGAGGCGACUGUGCGUAGGAAAUGGGGCAAUCGCGUGAAGAUCCUGCCGUUGAUGGCGGUGAAGAUCGGACAAGAAUGCGUGAUCAUGGGCACAGUUUUCAAGAAGAUGGUCCUCAAGCCGAGCAUCUUGAAAGAAAUCAGCGACGAGCAAAGUCUACUGCCACCACCGUAUCGGGAGAAGUUUGCUGACGAAACAGACUCACUGGUGCUGGAGGAUGCAUCACAGCGCAUUUCGCUGACCGGCGCAAUUGACCCGCAGACUGCUGUGACUGGUGCUGUACUUGCUGCUCGCGGUGUUGAGUUGCCCAACGGUCAGUUUGAGGUUGAUGACUACACCUAUUGCGACAUUCCUCCGCAACCAACAGUCACAUUGGACGAGGACAUGACAGCUCCUCCUGAUAAGUAUGUUAUGAUGGUGUCGGGUAUGUCCGUGGGAGAGGACACUGCCGAUCAGCUUGCCUUGCAACUCUUCCUCGACCUUGUCACUGGACAGCUUGGCAGCGAUGAGGAUAGCCAGCUCUACUCUCGUGUUGUACGUGUGAUCGUGGCCGGCGACUCAAUAUGUAACUCUCGGAAAGGAGCAAAUGAGUCAAAGCUGCUUACAAGAAAGACGGACGCCGGCUCCACGGUGUUUAUGCCCGAAGUCGAUCAAUGUUUGGCUCAGCUAGCUUCCAGCGUUCCUACAGACGUGAUGCCAGGCCGUCACGACCCGUGUAACUACACGAUGCCACAGCAGCCCAUGCAUCGCUGCAUGUUCCCCAAGGCUAGCUCCUUUGCCACGUUCCAGUGCGUCAGCAACCCGUAUGAUUGCCGUAUUGGCGGCGCACGGUUCCUUGGCUCGUCUGGUCAAGGAGUUGACAACAUCUUCAGUUACUCAACGUACGACGAUCGGCUAUCUAUCCUGGAGCAGACGCUACGUUAUGGUCACAUUCUGCCCACUGCUCCGGACACGCUAGGGUGCUAUCCUUUCUACAAGUCUGACCCGUUCAUCAUCAAGGAAUGCCCGACUGUGUUCUUUGCUGGCAGCCAGAGCAAGUUUGACUACACGGACAUCAUCGGCUCUGACGGACAGCGCGUGCUGGUCGUCCUGGUUCCGCGGUUUGCGGAGACCUCCUCUGCCGUACUCAUUAACCUCCGUACGCUGGACUGCCAGGAGAUCCACUUCUCCACACGGUUACGUCUGGCCGACGAUGCCAAGGCGAGCGGCGCGUCAGGCAACACCGGUGAUGACGACGACGAAGCCAUGGAGUACAAUAGCGACAACGGUGGCGACGACGAUGCCACUGCGUGUGGAAAUGCAGACGCGGUAGCAGCAUCACAGCUCCCCGGCGGUGGUGGUGGUGUGGGUGAACAGCUCGGCGACGUCAAGGACUUGGACAUGGACAGUCCCGUCGACUCGCAGAAGGUGCUCGUGUCGUCGCCGAAUAAGGAAGGCAUGGACCUCGGCUGAGACGGUUGUCUCGACGUAGCGGUAGAUGUUCUGAUCAUGGCGUUUGGCUGUUUUGGACAGCUGCCUGUGCACGUUUCUGGUAGUUGAUCUUCAUUGCCUCUUGCACCUAGGUCUGCUGCGUCUGGGCAUCAUUUCUUGAGUGCCGUUGCUGGGCAUCAUUUCUGGAGUGGCAUUGCUGGGCAUCAUCUCUGGAGUGCCGUUGCUAGCAUAGUCGAUCAUGUGACAACGCUGAACGCUGUGAUGUCAUGACCUGUGUGAUUCAGCGCUGCUGUCAAUCCUCACCGGGGGCUGUGUUUUGCACACUGUCUUAUGUGAGUAUGCCUAGCUCUUAGCCAACGUGUUGAGUUGAUCCCUGUGCUCAUGAUGUCAUCCGGCCAGUUCUCUUUGCUCAUGAUGUCAUCUGGCCAGUUGUUCUCUGUGCUCAUGAUGUCAUCUGGCCAGUUGUUCUCUUUGCUUGUUGACACCAAAUGCUACCCCUGCUGUGCGGCUGCGGAGAGUUUUCCCGUUGUGCAUGCGCACGCGCACACGGCGACGCGUGGCACUGUCAUCACCUGCGGUGUACGGGCUGCACUGCUGUGCUCUUUACCGCGUCAUGAUGCUUAUCUCACUUCAUCUUCUGUGCGGUUAGGUGCAUGCGCACAUGUGUGUGUGUGUCUGUGUGUGUGCUGUGCUGUGCUGUGCUUUGCUGUGAGUCAUCCUACUAGCUGCCAAGGGCUCUUCUUGCACUUCAUAAUCCUGCCCACUGCCGCGCCUCUGCGGACCGUAGGCACGCACUCUUUUUUUAUUGAUUUUCUUUCCAAGUGUAUGCCAGCAUAUGUACAGAGCACGAGGGAUACACACCUGGUGUGUAAGGAGUGCUAUGUGCAGACCAUGUACACUUGUGCAGUAUUACGGACAUUGUACAGCUGUGUGCCUUGCACCACUGUUCCUCUCUGUCCAAUAGCCAACAGGUGUAUUCUGCUUUGUGCUGGAGACUUGCAGCCGACCGUGUUUUUAUUCUUUGGUGUAUGUACAUGUAUGCAAUGCUCCCCCCCCCCCCCCUCCGUGAUUUUUCUUUCAGUAUAAUGAAAUAAGCUACGUGUAGGCUGCUCACCCUUGCACGUGUCCCGCAGGCCGGGAAACGGGAGCGGUGGUGGUUGAACGAGUGGGCCCGCGGCCUGCCAACGUCCAGGUCUUGCCGUGCACGGCACUCGCUUUCGGUACAAUGUUGGAAGAUGUCGCAUGCUCAUCCGUACCACUGCCGCUCACUCACUCACUGGCGGGGAGGCAGGACCAGGUACUGCCACCCCUGCGCCGGCCCUUGUCUCUCUUUGCUUGUAUUUUUAUUUUAUUUUUUAUCUCUGUAGUUACCUGCUAGGUUUUUUUUAUCUUGGUUUGAAUUUGUGCUACAGUGUACAGUGAUAUAGCUUUGCUGUCCAGUGCUAUGUAGUCAUGGUAUUAAACCCCUCUGCUUGGACAGCUUGUUUUGUCGUUAGUACUCGUUAAUAUAGUAAUGUGGCGUGGAGGUGCUCUUCAAGACGAGCUUGUCCACAUCCGGGUUUUUUUUGUUUCCGUGGGAGUUGUGCGAAAACUA
Messenger RNA from Sycon ciliatum, 3317 nucleotides. Its product is annotated as DNA polymerase delta subunit 2-like. Gene Ontology annotation, biological process: DNA strand elongation involved in DNA replication; DNA replication. Lineage: Eukaryota; Metazoa; Porifera; Calcarea; Leucosolenida; Sycettidae. The record is from RefSeq and is a predicted model, not a curated record. Gene Ontology annotation, molecular function: DNA binding. Bases 137 to 1744 code for a protein of 535 amino acids. The transcript has 11 exons. Gene Ontology annotation, cellular component: delta DNA polymerase complex.